This is a messenger RNA of Peromyscus maniculatus bairdii (prairie deer mouse), 2789 nucleotides long. The record is from RefSeq and is a predicted model, not a curated record. Lineage: Eukaryota; Metazoa; Chordata; Mammalia; Rodentia; Cricetidae.
UAAGUAGUGAGUAGGAGUGGAGCUUCUAGUUGGGCACCAGUUAAGUUUCUCCAUGUUCAAUGACACAAAUGACUAAGAAAGCCAUUAAUAAUGUCAGAAGAAUGACAUCACAUCCAACUCUUCCUUACUACCUGACAGGUGCUCAAGAUGGGAGUGUCAGAAUGUUUGAGUGGGGCCAUUCUCAGCAAAUAACCUGUUUUCGAUCUGGUGGCAAUUCAAGAAUUACAAGAAUGAGAUUUAACUAUCAGGGAAAUAAGUUUGGAAUUGUUGAUGCUGAUGGAUAUUUAAGUUUGUACCAAACAAACUGGAAAUGUUGUCCAGUUACUGGGAGCAUGCCUAAGCCAUAUCUGGCUUGGCAGUGUCAUAACAAGACAGCCAAUGACUUUGUCUUCGUUAGUUCCUCCUCUCUGAUAGCUACAGCUGGUCUUUCAACCGACAAUAGAAACAUAUGUCUAUGGGAUACUCUAGUUGCACCUGCUAAUAGUUUAGUCCAUGCUUUUACCUGCCAUGAUAGUGGAGCCACAGUUUUAGCAUAUGCUCCCAAACAUCAACUACUAAUAUCAGGUGGCAGAAAAGGUUUCACGUGUAUAUUUGACCUUCGACAACGGCAACAGAGGCAGCUUUUUCAGAGCCAUGAUUCCCCUGUUAAAGCCAUUGCUGUUGAUCCAACUGAAGAGUACUUUGUUACAGGAUCUGCAGAAGGCAAUAUAAAGAUUUGGAGUCUUUCUACCUUUAGUCUUCUCCAUACUUUUAUCAACGAACAUGCUCGGCAGUCUAUUUUUAGAAAUAUUGGAACUGGAGUCAUGCAAAUUGAGACAGGACCAGCAAAUCACAUUUUCUCUUGUGGAGCUGAUGGAACAAUGAAAAUGAGGAUACUACCGGAUCAGUUUAGCCCUUUAAACGAGGUGUUAAAGAAUGAUGUAAAAUUGAUGCUGUAACAUUUUCACAAGAGGGUGUAUGAUUUAUGACCUGCUUUGUGAACGUGGCCAACGGAUGCAGUAUGCAGUAAUCCCUUGUACCAAGGAUAAGCUAAUGCUUUCUUCUUCUCAUAUUUAUUUUAUGUAGCUUUGCCCUUGAUGCACUGAUGCCUUAAAAGUUACAAGUCACUCAGUUAGAUCCUAUUGCCUAACAUAGAAUGUUAGAAUGUAUAAAUAAUGCUGUAGUCAUACUAUUUAUAGUAUAUUUUAGUAAAUAUGUCAUCAUGUUAAAGGAACUUUGUUUUCUCAUUGUUACAAACCCUUCUGCAGACCCCACUGCAUGAAUUCCAUUGACAGGAAAACCCUUUAAGACAGGUGCCGAAAUAAUACUCACUUAUUGACUACAUUUUCAAUACGUUAUCACACAGACAUAAUUCUUUUCCUGUUAAUAAUGAGAAGUUUAUAUAUAGGUAAGAUAAGAAAUCUCCAUUAAAACUGCUAUUGGGACUUCAGUGUGAAAGAGCCUAGAAGUUCAUUAAAGUUUUCCUCUUCCCCUUCUAUAGCCCAGAUGUGUGUAUGUAAAUGUAUUUAUGUGUAUGUAUAUAUAUGUACAUAUGUGUGUAUAUAUAUAUAUAUAUCUUACACAUCUUACUUGAUAUUGUAUAUACACAAACAGAAACUACAAGUUUUUUUCAUGUGUUUAGUGCCAUAACACCUGCCACAAAUAUAAAACUCUUCUUGCAACUUUUUUUGUUAUUUUAAUUAUCACUUUAAUUUUCAAGUAAUUUAAGAAUUCAAAGAUUACUAUUUUAAAGAUAUUAAAUAAGUCUCAGUAGGCAAUAAAGAUGUUAUGUGGCACACAAGGCAUUUACAUUUAUGAAUUUGUUUCCAGUUUUGAUUAUCAGACAUUUUACUUAAAUUGUGUUUUAAUUUUAUUUCUUUUUAGGCUAAUUUAGUCUCAAAAUUCUGAAAAUGUUAUAGCAGUGUUUUUAGAAACAUUGUAAAAACAGUCAAAUUAAAUAGAUAGUAUUUAUAAAUGUACAGUGCCCUUCAGAUCUACCAUUGAUAGGAAAUAAACCUUAUAUUUUAUUAUUUUUGCCAAAAUAUAUUAUUUUAUUAUAAAAUUUGACCAAAAUAUUUAAAAUUUACAAUGCUUCUAAUUCAAUAUGCUAACCCUAUUUCUGUCUGUUUCAUGCUAUGUCUUUUCUGAUUCAGAAUUAUAAAAAACUUGAUAAAUACUUGAUUUUUAGCCAAUGAGACUGGCAGUAGAUGGGGAUAAGUGUUUAAGGGACAGUUAUAUAUGACUUAGCUUAAAUUUAUUUUUAGUUAGAACUAUAACUGACCAUUUUUAUGUAAGGAAAUAUGGAAAACUAUUUGGAAUUAAAGAGUCAAAGCAAAGAAAUGAAGGGCUGGUAAAUGAAUUUUGUAAUAUCCUCAGGAUACUUUUAUUAUAAAAGUAUAUUGUUAAAGGUUUUGUAAAUUGUAUUUCAUAAUUUUAAAUAUAGUGAGCAAGUUACAGUGAAAACACUGUCCUUAUAGAGAGUUUAUAUGCACAUAGUAACCUGUACCUGUAAAUUGUGCAAUAACAAUAUAUGACUAUUUUACAAUAGAGAAAUCUGUGACAACAUUGCAAACAAUAUUAUUCUUUGUUGUAGCUAAGUUAUUUUUUAGUAAUCUCUUCACAAAUCAAGAUUCAAAAGGCUUUAAACACUUUCCAUAAGAAAGGAAAUUUAUCGUGUUUAUUAAAAACAAGAGGCUUUGGGUAUGAACUAUUGAGCAUUCUAAUCGAGGGUUUAUAUGAAUAACCACAUUAUGUAAGCCCAUAUGUAUUUACAUCCAGAGUCAUAUUUUAAAUAAACAAUCAUGUAGUGA